AUGGAAUUUCAAGAUUAUGCCUUUUCUAUGCCGACGUGCUACCAACUGGGAAUUCCAAGUGACAACACUCCAUUGACCCAAUAUCAACCGUAUCAUUAUGGCCCACAAGUUACAAUGCCUAUCCCUCAUCCUCUAUACGACUAUAACCUAGAACCAGCCUUUAUACGCAAAAGAAACGAAAGAGAAAGAAUUCGAGUUCGACACGUCAACGAGGGUUAUGCAAGACUCCGCGAACACUUGCCCGAAGAACCAACGGACAAGCGAAUGUCAAAAGUUGAAACAUUACGAGCUGCGAUUCGAUACAUUAAACACCUAGAAAGCCUACUAGAGAAUGAAACGCCAAAGAUUGAUGAACAGCAACAACAGAAUAGCUCUUAA
Molecule: messenger RNA, 378 nt
Organism: Exaiptasia diaphana
Lineage: Eukaryota; Metazoa; Cnidaria; Anthozoa; Actiniaria; Aiptasiidae
Product: achaete-scute homolog 4
Exons: 1
Coding region: 1-378 (125 amino acids)
Biological process (GO): developmental process; regulation of transcription by RNA polymerase II
Molecular function (GO): protein dimerization activity; DNA-binding transcription factor activity, RNA polymerase II-specific; RNA polymerase II transcription regulatory region sequence-specific DNA binding
Source: RefSeq, a predicted model, not a curated record